Messenger RNA from Cervus elaphus (red deer), 6511 nucleotides. RefSeq names its product RAB42, member RAS oncogene family (gene RAB42). Gene Ontology annotation, cellular component: Golgi membrane. Gene Ontology annotation, molecular function: GTP binding; GTPase activity. The transcript is spliced from 2 exons. The coding region runs from base 35 to 697 and encodes 220 amino acids. The record is from RefSeq and is a predicted model, not a curated record. Lineage: Eukaryota; Metazoa; Chordata; Mammalia; Artiodactyla; Cervidae.
UGGCAGUCUGGCCUCCGGAGGCGAGACGCUGGCCAUGGAGGCAGGGGGCUGUCGCUACCAGUUUCGGAUCGCGCUGCUGGGGGACGCGGCCGUGGGCAAGACGUCGCUGCUGCGGUGCUACAUGAGGGGUGCACCCGGGAUCUCCGAGCCCGAGCUACAGCUCGAGUCGGCGCCCACGGUGGGCGUCGAGUUCUAUACCCGCACUGUGCAGCUUCAGGCCGGGCCGCGCGUCAAGCUGCAGCUCUGGGACACGGCGGGCCAGGAGCGCUUCAGGUGCAUCACCAGGUCCUUUUACCGGAAUGUGGUGGGUGUCCUGCUGGUCUUUGAUGUGACAAACAGGAAGUCCUUUGAGCACAUUCGAGACUGGCAUCAGGAGGUCAUGGCCACUCAGGGCCCCGACAAGGCGAUCUUCCUGCUGAUUGGCCACAAGAGUGACCUGCAGAGUGCCCGUUGUGUCUCAACCCAGGAGGCGGAGGAGCUCGCUGCCUCCUUGGGCACGGGCUUUAUGGAGACCUCCACCAAAAGUAACUGCAAUGUGGACCUGGCCUUCGACACCCUUGCCAACACCAUCCAGCAGGCCUUGUGGCAGGGGGACAUCAAAUUGGAGGAGGACUGGGGGGGUGUGCGUCUCAUCCAGAACACCCAGAUCUCCAGACUGCCCAGCAGGAUACAGCACCCAGGCCCAUGCAGGUGUUGACUCUAGGAGGGAAAGGGUUAAAGCAGUGCUGGUGGGAUGGGGAGUGUUAGUAUCUCUCUGGAGGCCAAAUGGCAGAAUCUAUUCAGACAGUUAUUACAAACCAUAUCCUGGCACAGUCACGCCUCCUGGAUUUUGGGGUCUUGGAGCUCAGCCCCUUUUCCACCAGAAAGGUCUAAGAGGCCAGGUGUGCAGCCUGGAGCCUGUCUCCUCUGUGGUCAGAGGAGCUCGUAACAGACCCCACUCACGGGGGGUUGUGGGCAUGACUGAGAUCAUGGAUGCGCUAUGCUCAGCCAGAGCCAGAGCCUCCCACACAGUGAGAAUCGAAUAGCAAGAACUGUCAUCGCUGCUGCUCUUUCCUCUCUUGGCCAGGAUGUGGCCAUUUCAGGCAGCGUCCCUGGGCUCGGACGCCGAGCCGCUCAGCGUGUGGACGCUGCUACAGGCGAGGAGGGGGGCAGGGGCUUUCAGGCUGAGCCAGGUCUUCAGGCUUGGAUGAGAAAGUGUGCCUUCAAACCCGGAUUGCUGCCCAGUGCUCCUACUCCAAGGCCACGGGCCGGAGAGGCAGGGAUGAAUAUGAAUAGCUCUCUGGCUGGGUGCAUGGUGGACACUGUUGGUUAGCCACCAAAAUCUGCCCCCAGGGCUGAAAAACCCAUGGCCCCCUCCCCACCAGAGCGCCUAGCUGCUGGGAGUGCUAUGUGGUGGUGGAGCCCAGGUUGCUCUCUGGGAACUGCCUGCUCAUCUGGGGCAGCCCAGUCCAGCAUCAAUAUAUCAGAUCUGUUGGGCGCAGGGGGAGUGUUCAAAGGCCUGGCCUUCUUGCCUCAACUCUAGACAACUCUGACAGAAACACCCAUCUUCAUCACUCUCCAUGGGGUCCAUUGAGGCCACUAUUAGGACAGCAUCACAGCUACAUUCUCCUGCUCAAUCCUGCUUUCGUCCCUUCCUCCCCCACCCAGCAGGUAUUGAUGUCAAGAAUCUCCUAAUAGGGACUUCCCUGGUGGUUCAGUGGCUAAGCGCCUGAGCUUCUGAUGCAGGGGGCCUGGUUUCGAUCCCUGCUCAGGAAACUAGAUCCCAUAUGCUGCCAAAAAGAUCGAAGAUCCUAAGUGCCACAAUUAAGACUUGGUGCAGUCAAGUAAAUAUUUUUUUUAAGAAAGAAUUUCGUAAUAAAAGUCUGCACAAAAAUACAAGGGGGAAAACACGUCUGCACCCUUGGAAUUCCCUGGCGGUCCCGUGGUUAGCAUUCUGUGAUCUCAAAGCCAAGAGCCCAGGUUCAGUCCCUGGUUGGGGAACUGGAGAUCCCACAGUCUGCAUGGCGUGGAAAAAAAAAAUUAUAUAUAAAAGUCUAGGGGACUUCCUUCGUGGUCCAGGGGCUAAGACUCUGAGUGCCCAAUGCAGGGGGCCCCGGGUUCGAUCCCUGCUCAGGGAACAGUUACCCACAUGUUGGAACUAAAGAUCUCACAUGCCACAAUGACGACUGAAGAUCCUGCCUGCUGCAACUAAGACCCGGUGCAGUCAAACAAGUAAAUACUAAAAAAAUAAGUCUGCACACUGAUUUUAUUCUCAAAAUCUGGCUGCUGGGGAACUUAACCUGCAACAGAAACUGCUAGGCACAAAAUAUCCAGUGGCAAUGCAGGAAGGCUUUAUGGAGAGAGGGAUCUUUACACUUCACUGAAGGCAGAAGAGGGUGACAGAGGGUGAGAUGGCUGGAUGGUAUCACUGACUCAAUGGACACGAAUGUGGGCAAGCUCCGGGAGACUGACGGACCGGGAAGCCUGGCAUGCUGCGGUCCAUGGGGUCGCAGUGAGUUGGACCUGAUGACUGAACAGCAACACAGCAGGUGUCAAGGGGAUAUCUGGGCGGUCUCAUCGUGCCAGUGGGCACGGGCAGGGCAGGGCAGUUGCCAUAGCAAAAAUAGCACAGCCCCUUUACUCACUUUGUGACCUGGGGCCAGUUACUCAACCUGGUUGAGUCUCAGAUUCCUCCUCAGUAAGCUGUCACUGAAAACCUCUCCUUCCUAGGGGUCUUGGGAAGUUUCACUCAGGUGAUUUUUAGCUUCCUCACCUUGGCACCUGGGCCGGGAGCAACCUCUGUGUGCUUGACUUCCUCCCUGCCUUCUCUUUUCAAAACAUCACUCAUUCUUCUGACCAUCCUGCAAGGUUGGCAUGACUGUCUUCAUUUCGUUGAUGAGAAAGUGUAGACAAGAGAGGGAAAUAAUUUGCUUUAGAGUUAUUAUCAUUCCUUCAUCAAAAAUGUCUUAAAAUGAGCAUCUGUUCUGAUCUGGGCUCCAGGAAUACAGCAGUGAACAGGACAGAAAAGCAGUCCUAGGGCUGACAUUCCAGUGGAAGAGAAAAAAACUAGUAAGUGGGACUAAAUGAGUCUUAGCUGUAAGUGCUAUAAAGGCCACAGAUCUGGGAGAUGGGCCUGAGGGUGAUGGGGGCUCGUUUAGAGCAGAUGGUCAAGGAGGGCCUCUCUCAGGAGAUGGCCUUUGAUUUGAGAACCUAGAUGAGGAGGAAGAACCAAGCUAAGAGCAGAGAUCUGGGCAGAAGGAACGGUGUCCAGCUCUGAUUGGGCACUUCUUAGGUACCAUUUGCCAACCAGUUUGCCAUUGCUGUCUCAGUGCAGCACCCCCGCCCCCCACUCCUGGCCUCCAAUCUUUAGUGUAGAUUGUAUCACCCAUCUUGAGGGUCUCAGGCCUGCUGGGUGUGAUUUAGCACCCACAUUGCCCCAGGGGAUCUUUUUUUUUUUUUUUCCAGGGGAUCUUUUUAAAAUACAGAUUUGACCUGGCUGCUCCACUCCUAGAAUCCCUCCCUGGCUCCCCAUUGCCUGCAGGGUAAAAUCCAAACCCUUUCCCCCCAAGUCCAGUCUGAUCUGGUCCUAUGGCAUCUCCGCCUGCUUCGCCCAGGUUCCCAACCACCUAGCCCUGGGCUUUGCACACGCUGUUCCCUUUGCCUGGAAGACCCUAGCACAUUACUCCCUCCCUGUUACCUGAUCAGCCUGCAACACCCAGAAUAAUAUGGCCUCCUCUUAACCACUGCAUUAUCCCAGCUGCCAAAAAUAGGAUUAAACCUGGGUUUGAAUCUCAACUCUGCUAUAUACAAUUGUGGGACCCUGGGGAACUCAUUUCAUCUAAGCCUCAGUGGACUCAUCUGUAAGAUGGGGAUAAUGCUUCCUAACUCACAAGUUUUAGAAAGGAUCAAAUGACAAAUCAAAGGCAGUACUCCUCACUAGGCUCUAGGAGUUCAGAAGGUGGAUGUCUACUUCUUCCCCUGAGGGUUUUGCUCUUAUGACUGUUAGGGAACAGAGGCUACUAAAGUAUAUACUUUAGGGAAAUAAGAAUUCCAAAUGCUAACAAAGUUCUUAAAGGUCCUAACCCCUUGCAGAGAUAUGGGUUGGGCUCCCCACAGACUACUUGGCCUCCAAGCCUUUCCUCAUGGUAAAAUGAGAAUGAUUCCUACCUCACAGUUUUGUUAGAGGAUUAAUUAUGAUGUGGAUUAAGUGUUAGGUUACUUAACACUUAAUAAAUGUUAGGUUACUUCUGCCAACAAGCCUCCUCUGGGCCUUUUGUGUGUGACUCCCUUGCCUGGAAUGUCCCUCCUCCAUCUCUGUCAAAACUCUGUUCACCCAUCAAAGCUUAGUCCAACCUAACCUAUUUCUUUCCCUGAGCCUUCAGGGCGUUUAUUGGAACGCCUCUCCUCUUUGCAGAUUUCAGGUUCUGCUGUGUCUUUUUGCCCCACUAGAGGGCAGCUCUUUAAGAUCGGGCCGAUUCCCUUGAGGAGGCUCUCCGGCAGGGGAACACUGGGCUUUCUAAGACCAUUAGGGAAAAUCUGAAACAUAACCAAGAAUAAAGAAACGAGUAUAAAGGAUUGUGAAGAACCUCUUGUACUCAUAACUCAGCUUCAACAAAUAGCAGCAGGCCCAUUGUGUUUUCCUCUCCCUUUUCUUUAUGAAAGUUAUUCUUAGAUCCUGGCCCUAGUGGGUGACAGAUGUGGGAGCAUCUCUCUAGGACCCCUGGCUGGGACAUGUCCCGCAGGAGUCCCAGUGUUGGGAGAGGUAAGCUUCACACUGCAUAGCCCGCGCUCUGGGACUCAGGGCAGCAGAGGGAAGAAAGGGGUCAGCACACGGGGCCUGCAGGGAGGGCAUCUUUGCCGAGGGCGUCACCCGGGCAGUAGAGGUGGCCUUCGGGAGUUUUGUGGAGGUAGAGCCUAGGGGUCUAGCUGGCCAGGAGAGGUCCUGGGCUCAGCCCCUGCCCAGCCUUCUAAACCACCCACCCUUGAGGGAGAGUCCACCCAUCAGAAAGGGAAGGAGUGGGACUCCCCUGGUGGUCCAGUGAUUAAGAAUCUGCCUUCCAAUGCAGGAUUUGAUCCCUGGCUAGGGAACUAAGAUCCCACAGGCCACGGGCAACUAAGCCCGCGUGGCGCAUCUAGAGAAGCCCAUGUGCCUCAACAAAGACCCAGCACAGCCAAAUUUUUUUAAACAAAGAGGAAGGGAAGGGGCCUUUACCUGGAAAAUAAAGGACUACACUGUGGGACUGUGGAAAACCUUCCCAACUACAGGGAACUAUGAGACCUCAGUCCAGCGCGACCCUCCUCCUCCCUGCUUUACCCCAUGCAGGAGGGACCCCCUCCAGGAUGGCUUCUUGAUCCCAGAUGGCGCCUUCUAGGUCCUCAAAAUUCACCCCUGUUUUUGUGACCACCCCCUACAGCUGCCUUUUGGUUGAUUCAAACUUUUUGUUUACAUGCCUGCUGUUAGCAUCAGAGGGCUUCCCUGAUGGCUCAGCUGGUGAAGAAUCUGCCUGUAAUGUGGGAGACCUGGGUUCAAUCCCUGGGUCGGGAAGAUCCCCUGGAGAAGGGAACGGUAUUCUCCAGUAUUCUGGCCUGGAGAAUUCCAUGGACACAGUCCAUGGGGUCGCAAAGAAUCGGACACGACUGAGCGACUUUCACUAGCAUCAGAAUCUUGUCAGAUGGGAUCUUUCCCACAGCCCUAAAAUGCUCCAGAGCUGAGAAGGGUAAUGCUCAGGCUGAAGAGGGGUGGGAAGCCCAGGGUCAGCCAGCUGGGCUCCCCACACCCUCCCAACCCCCUGCAAGACGCACACAUGGCAGACUCCAAACACGGGCAAUAGACCCCACCACUAGGCCUGAGGGCUGUCCACCCCCAGGCUUACCUUGCUCACCUCUGCCCAUUCUCUCCUGACGUAGCACCUUAUGCUUCAGCCACAUUGGUGAGGUGACUUCCUCACACCUCCAGGCCUUUGCAUGCACUGCCGCUCCCCUCUCUGUCCCCCCAGGACUUGGGGAGAGUUUAGGGCACAGCCAGGGGAGCAGGUUCUGGAGUCAGAGGGACCUGGUUGAAACCUUAGCACCAUCACUACCACCUGUGUGAUCUGAGUAGAUUACUUAAACUCUCUAAAGUUCAGUUGCCUCACUGAAAAAUGGGGUUAAAUGAGAUUACUGCAAAGUGCUUGACACUUUUGCUUCAGGCUUGUUGGGGAAACAAGCUUAUUCACAGAAGGUGCUCGGCACAGCACGUGGCACCUAUUAAGUUCUCUCCGGAGCACACGAACUCAUCAGCCCUGCUCCCCACUCCCUGGGCUGCUCAGCAUGUGUUAGGUCGUCUGCGUGCUCAGUGUGCGGGGCUCUGGGAAUCAGAUGGGCCCGGUUACUUAACUGGUGAGGCAGAAGGCCUUACACCCAGGCUAAGCUACCCCAGACACCAAGUUAGGAGAUCCCUUAUAGAUACUCGGUGACACCUCUCCCCCCACAUCCAGUCACCAAGGCCCACGCGUGCACCACUUAAACAGCUGUCAAAUCUCCCUUCUCUCCA